GUUUUUUGGUAAGUUAGGUUAAUGCCAUGAAGUAUGUCUUUAUGUUCUAAACAGUUUUGAAAUCGAUUCUUGUUUCAAAUUGCGAGAUGUGCAUAGAGAUGUGAAAUAAACAAAAGACUGUUUGAUAUUUUUUUGACUUAGCAUUAAGAUCUUCAUUGAAAAAUAUUUGUCAUACAACGAUCACUUCAAGUAAAAUAUUAUUUUAUUGAAAGAAUAGACUUGUUUUAUAUCCUUAAUUUUAGUGACUUAAUAUUUUAAAUUCCCGAUGCUUUUCCCGCCAAUUGCUACGUUACAGUACAACAGAUUGCUUUUCAUACUUUAUUUAAAUUUUUAGACAUUGUUUCAGAACUUUUGCUCGGUUUUAUCCGAUAAAUAGAUUACGAAUUUUAUGAAAAUGGAUUAUGUGACAUCUCUCUGUAAAUACCCACUCCUGUAUUUUUCAAUCAUUUAGAAUUUAUUUGUGAUAUAAAAAAAAUUAACAAAAUGUUCGAUAGAGACAGUUUACUUAAUGACACUAACACUUAUUUUGACAGUAUUAAUUUCGGUGAAAUUAACGAACGAUGGAUUGAUGAAGUAAUCGAAAAUGAAUACAAUGAUGUUGAAGAAAAUCCGAUGACUACCAGUAUACUAUUUGCUGAUGACCCUUUCAAAACGUUAGAUAAAAUAUGUUUAAUUUGUGAGAAAUGGUUUGAACGUCAAAGUAACGUUUCCGAAGACAGUAGUUUUGCUACAAAUACUGAUGAUUCUGCGCAAGAGGAAGUAUUAUGGACUUUUCUAAAUAACCUUGACAUUUCUGUGAAACAGGUAUUGGGAAUGAUUUAUUUAUUGUGUUCUAAAGCUUUAAAAACGUCUUCUUCUCUUGAAGAUAAAAAAUUGGGAUUGGUCAGUGCUAGAUUUUACUUCAUCUGUUUAAAAAUUCCAGGAAGUUCUGCAUAUUCUGUUUUCCAUCCUAAUCUAUAUAGAACAUGUGUUGAUUGUCUGCAAAUGCCAAGUCAUGUGCCUGAAACGAAAGACACUGUUUAUGUUUGGAGGGAUUUUGAAGCACUUUUACCUGCUUUUAUAAGUACUUUAGAUGCUUUAAUUCCACUUUUAAAUGAUUUUCAUUUGGGUAGUGAUAUUACAACUGUUGAUUUCACCAUUCAAAAAUUAACGGAAUUGUUUGCUUGUGAAGCUUCUAAUAACAAACUCAAUUUUGAUGUUAAUUUAUUGGAUAUGAGUAAAGAUGAGCGUAGGCGACGUUAUAGUCGAACUUCCACAGUGACAUUACUUGUUUCCCAAGGUAUGCUAAUACUCGCCCGUGCGGAAAUGAAUGGUGACAAAGAAAGUAAUUGUUCAUUUAUUCUCUCGGGUUUAAAUACUCAUAUUUUAUGUGCAAAGAUCAAAAAGGCAACUACUAUACCACAUAAAUUUGUUGUUAUUAAAGACAAUGCUGUUUCAUUUGUUAAAUAUAAUCUCGCACACAAUCAAGAAUUGUUUUCCAAACCAACGGAAACUACUUUAAAAAGACUUUGUUUGCAAGUUAGUGACAAGAGUGAUUUCAGAGCGACUGUUUCCUAUGCUAUUUUCGCAAUAAUGUUUGAUCUGGUGGUUUGCGAUUUAGUUGAAUUUUUGCAGUGGCUACUGUUGCUCGUUGAUUCAGCCGAUACAAACAAUCGAACUUUUGCGCUAGAAGUCUUGGGGCUGCUUUUGAGUGAAAAUGUUCCCGGAGUUGAUAAAACUGGCUUGCCUGAUUCCGCAGAAGUUUAUCUGACCCCGAUUCCGGUCAUAUUUUCGAUUCUUACUCGUUGCGAUGAUAUUGCAUCAGGUGUGAGGUCUAAAGCAUUGACUGUUAUCUCGCAACACACUAAAAAAUUGUUAGAAUCUCUGACAGAAUUCAUGAAAGAUCCGUCUACAGCGAAAACAGAAGAUUUGGAAGAAAUUGUUGAAUCUGAUGUAAAUGGGGAAAACCGUGCAUUUUGGUACAAUUUGGAUUACAGAGGAAUAUUAGAUGAAAUAGCUGCUAUAAUUUAUAGGCGAGCAGAGGACUCAUCUGCAAAUGCUAAAAAAGCUGCUCUUCAAGCAUUGGAAAACUUGAUUUUGUUUGAUCCUGUAUAUUUGUCUGCUGAUUAUUUAAAACUUUUUGUUACCGCUUCAAAAGAUGCCAUUCUAACUUCACGCAAACAAGUUAUACAGUCAGUUACUACCAUUUUAGAUGCCUAUCCAAAUAACCAUAUUGCUCAAGAUUACUGGUUACAGUGUAUUACUCCAUUGGUGCAUGAUCCUGAAACUACAGUACAGGCUAAAGCCCUAGCUGCUAUGGAAGAUAGAUUUCUGCAUCAUGUCUUCUCUAAUAAGGAUGAUCUUAAAGACUGUGCCUUCUCCUUGCUGGAAAAAUUAUCCAUCGGACAAUAUUUAUCUCAUCAAAGAUAUCUACAAAAGUCUUUUAGCUUGUGGAAAACUGAUAAGAAACUCAAUUUGAAUGUUGCUAAUAUAGAAAAGUCUUUUGGUCAUGGUAGAGAUGAAUCAAUUUGGUUUUUUCUCUCUGUUUUUUCUGCCUUUGCAAAGUUGUCUCCGAAGCUAAGUGAAAGAGCUGUUGAUGAGUUUCAAGAAGUGGAUAGUUGGAAAAGCUAUUCUUACAUGGAAAAUAUACUAAAACUUUUAGGUUAUACUUAUACCAAUAUAUCUCCCUCAAAGCUUGAUUUAAUUAGAGGUACCCUUAUGACAAAGCUGAAGGACUUUUCAGCUUCUCUAGAGAAUUUGCCUAUGAUGAUUGAAGUACUGAAGAAAAUUGAAAAGCAUUUAAAUAAUUUGGAUGAGUUUGAGACGUUUGCCAGAGAAAUUGUACAACUGUGUGAAACUUGUCUUUCAAAAGCAGUACAGAAUAAUGAUGACAGUAUUACCGAUGAAGUGCUAGCUAAAUGUUUGGCAAUUUCAACAGAAAUUUGUCACAUUUUUCCUAGUCAAAUUACUCAACAACUUACUGACACUUUAAAACCCUUUCAUUCAGUUCGUAAAUCCUAUGAAAGGAUAACUCCUUUUCUCAGAGCUCAUGCAUUUGCUUGUGUUGGCAAAAUAGCACUGCAAGAUGAAAGCUUAGCAAAAGAAAUCCUCCCAGAAGUGGCAUAUGAACUUAUACAUUCCCAAGAAGAUGCCAUCAGAAAUAAUGUGGCCAUAAUUUUAAUCGAGAUGUGCAAACGUUACACUUCUUUAGCCGAUAGAUAUGUCCCGAUAAUCAGCAGAUGUUUUAAAGACAGAGUGUACCUAAUUCGAUACCAGACAAUCACUAUGUUGGUUAAUCUCUUGCAAGAAGGUUACAUCAAAUAUAAGGGAACUCUAUUUUAUUGUAUCCUGUCUACAGUUAUUGACAAAAAGGAAUCAAUUCGAGAACUGGGGAAAUAUUGUUUGCUAGAACUCUUGGUACCGAAAAAGAAAUCCAUUUUUUCUGAUCAUUUUGUAGAUUCCAUCUUUGUUUUCAAUGGCUAUGGUCCCCCUGACAACGAAAAUUUAAGACAACUCAUUCAGGAUUUGGAAAUAUUUGCACUUAAAGGAACUGAUAAAGCAAAGGAAAGAAUGCAAUUAUAUACAUUCAUGCUUGUGAAUAUGGAUGCUACUGCUCUCACAUUUUUAGUAAUUCAAAUCGUGCAAAAUAUUUUAAUGUCUGUUGCAGAAAAUGUCUUUCCCUUGAACUCUGAUACGGAAAACAUGGUAAGGGAUUGCUUUGCCAUUCUCAACUCCCCUGAUGUUAGACCUGUAGAUAUAGACAAUUACGAUUUAGAAACUGAUGCAGAUAGAGAGAAAUUUGCCAGCGCAGAAAAAGAGACGAGAAAAUUGAUGUUGAUAGACCCAGUUGUACCAGCCGUAAUUUCGUUGAAAAAUUGCGUCAUGUCUGAAAAAUCAGGACUCUUAGAAGAGAUUAUAUUCUUUUUGAAAGAGUUUUUGCAGGACUUUAAGAGUGAGGUGAAUGUGAUAAUAUCCGAUAAAACACUGCUACAGCAAAUUAAUCUUGAAUAUCGUAAGGAUAUGGUACAGCAAGAAAAGGAAAAUAAAAAAGAUCCCAAAAAAGCACCAGUAUCUACUCAAAAUGGAGAUAUUGAUCCAAGCACUGCUGUCGCAAUGGCGAAAGAAAGAACAGAUUUGAUUUUGCAGAAAGAAUUGGAGAAUAUUCGUAGAGAGUCUGGUAUGAAUGGAAGAGCGCCACAUGAAACAUCUUUGCGCUUAGUAUCUAGGACCCCUCUAAACAAAUCAACAGCAAGAAAGCCUGCUCCGAGCCAAAGUAUGGAAAUAGACCCUACACCCGGGACAAGUAGUAACGGAUCAUCUGAGUUUUUGCCCAGUGCAGGGGAAAACUUUUCAAGCACACCCAGAGUUGUAUUGACUCAGUUAAAAUUACCUAAGACUCCUGAUAUUAGUAGUCUUGUCUUCCAUAUAGACAGCGACAGUGAUUAAUAAUUUCGAAAAUCGUCUCAUUUUAAAACUUUUAAUUCGUAACACUUGCAGACCCUUUUAAAAUCGGUAUAUUUUCAUCUUUUAAUUUAGAUGUUAAGCAAUAAGUUGUUUGUUUGCGUUGAACUUUUUUUAUAUAUAAAAUUGAACUCUUUACAUUUUUAUACACAUGUACUGAAUAUAUUUAUCAUGUGGAAAACUGUAUUUUUAUAAACGCUAAUGUAAUUAAGACUUUGGAAUAAUAACCUUCAAAAUUUCAAAUAAAUGUUUUAUUAUUA
Messenger RNA from Parasteatoda tepidariorum (common house spider), 4700 nucleotides. RefSeq names its product Chromosome associated protein D3 (gene Cap-D3). Gene Ontology annotation, cellular component: condensed chromosome, centromeric region; condensin complex. Lineage: Eukaryota; Metazoa; Arthropoda; Arachnida; Araneae; Theridiidae. Gene Ontology annotation, molecular function: histone binding. The record is from RefSeq and is a predicted model, not a curated record. Gene Ontology annotation, biological process: meiotic chromosome condensation; mitotic chromosome condensation.